UAUUGCUCCAGAGGUUUUGAAUGGAGAACCAUAUACAUUAUCUUCUGACAUUUAUAGUUUUGGUGUAAUUAUGACCGAAUUAUCAUCUGGAAAACCACCUUUUUAUGAAAGAAAACAUGACACCACCUUAGCUUUAAAAAUAUGUAAUGGACUCAGACCAAAAUUUGGAAAAGGAACUCCUGAAAUUUAUAAAAAGCUAGCUUAUAAAUGUAUGAAUGCUAAUUCAAAUCAAAGACCGACAGUUAAUGAAUUAAUUUGGAUAAUAAAUUUUUGGAAUGAUUCUUUUUAUGAUAACAAACAUUUCCAAGAAGAAUUAAAAUUUGGUUAUAAAGGAAAAGAAAUUAAGACCAUAUUUGAAGAAGCUGAUAAAGAAAUAUCAAAUAUUUCAACUUCAUAUAAAAAAGAUCCUGAUGCAGUAUAUACUAGUAGAGUAUUUACGUUUGAUAAUUUAACGAAGCCCGUCAAUUCAUCCAUUAUUUCUUCAUACCUUAAUGAUGAUAAAAAUAAUGAAGAUUCUCAAUUAGUUGACUUAGAAGUUUCUAGCUCGUUAUUACAAUUAAAAGAUGAUAUCAAUAAUUAAAUUAGG
Molecule: messenger RNA, 586 nt
Organism: Rhizophagus irregularis DAOM 181602=DAOM 197198
Lineage: Eukaryota; Fungi; Glomeromycota; Glomeromycetes; Glomerales; Glomeraceae
Source: RefSeq, a predicted model, not a curated record